AUGUCUCGCAAUUAUGAGGAUGCGAUUGCAGCGCUCAAUUCGCUGCAGUCCAACUUUGCGAUCAUCGAAAAACUCAAGAAGCAGCAGACUAGGGAAGACAUGAACAAAACAUCGAUUCCAGAGAUGGCUGACUGGCUCCGUCGCAUCGGAUAUCAGCCCUCCGAUUUGGAGCGUAUAAACCCCGUCCACGUUGCUGGCACUAAGGGCAAGGGAUCAACCUCUGCCUUUGUCUCUUCCAUCCUGUCCCAGUACACCAAAUCUGACUCACCGGAGUCGGAGCUGUCUUCCCCCAGACUCAACAAAAUCGGCACAUACACUUCACCUCACUUGCGGUUUGCUAGAGAACGUAUCAAGAUCGACAAUGCUCCUAUCUCGGAAGAGCUGUUUGCUAAAUACUUCUUUGAAGUGUGGGAUCGACUGGAGGAAGCCGCGCGGGUCGAGGGAGACCCUCUGGACCCAAGACCGAAACCUCAAUACUUCCGAUACUUGACUCUCAUGGCUUUCCAUACGUAUAUCAGCGAAGGAGUGGAUGCUGCUGUUAUUGAAUGUGGCAUUGGAGGAGAGUAUGACUGCACCAACGUGAUUGCCCAACCAGUCGCAAGUGCAAUCACCAGCUUGGGUAUCGACCACACAUCUAUGCUGGGCACUACAAUUGAAGAGAUUGCAUGGCAUAAGGGCGGUAUCAUCAAACCUGGUGCUAAAGCUUUCAGUGCUCCCCAACCAACUAGCGCUGAAAAGGUCCUAUCUCAGCGCGCAGAGGAAAAGGGAACCCAGCUGGAGAUCGUGAGAGGCCUCUUGGACGGAAGUGAUGUGAAACUUGGUCUCGCUGGUGACUUCCAAUACAUGAACGCAGCAGUUGCCGUUGCCACUGCGGCAGAAUUUCUCAAGAAGGUCGGGAUUGAAGAUGUUUCACAGGAACUCUCUAAAGGAGCUUUACCAGCCAAGUUCCGCAAAGGACUGGAGCUCACUACCUUGGGUGGAAGAUGUGAAACAAGACUUGAAAAGGAUGUAGCCUGGUACAUCGAUGGCGGUCACACCCAGGAGAGCAUAAAGCUGGCUGGUCAGUGGUUUGCCUCCCAGAUCCAAGCCAACUCUUCGUCCAGUAUUGCGGCAGACAAGAAGCUCCGCCUUUUGAUCUUUAACCAACAAACUCGUGAUAGCGAUGCCCUUGCCCGUGCGCUCUACGGAACUCUGGCUGCGGCUCUCGAAUCUGGGUCACCAUUUACCCAUGCGAUAUUCUGUACCAAUGUCACAUACAAAGACGCGGGCUACCGCCCUGACCUUGUCAGCAUGAACACCGACAAAUCCGAUGUGGAAAAGCUGAGCGUUCAACACAGCCUCGCUGAGACCUGGAGAGAUGUUGACCCAAAAGCGGAAGUCAAGGUCUUUGCAACAAUUGAAGAAGCUGUUGACUUUGCACGAGAGCUUGCUGCCAAGGAGAAAGACUUGCUAUCAGGGGAUGAAGCUCCCGUGAUGACCUUUGUCACCGGUAGUUUGCACCUUGUGGGUGGUUUCCUCGAUGUCAUUGAAACCAAACCGAGCAAGCAAGCCUAG
Messenger RNA from Aspergillus wentii DTO 134E9, 1554 nucleotides. Its product is annotated as tetrahydrofolate synthase. Gene Ontology annotation, molecular function: ATP binding; tetrahydrofolylpolyglutamate synthase activity. NCBI's taxonomy places the organism in Eukaryota, Fungi, Ascomycota, Eurotiomycetes, Eurotiales, Aspergillaceae. The record is from RefSeq and is a predicted model, not a curated record. The coding region runs from base 1 to 1554 and encodes 517 amino acids. Gene Ontology annotation, biological process: tetrahydrofolylpolyglutamate biosynthetic process. Gene Ontology annotation, cellular component: cytoplasm; cytosol; mitochondrion. The transcript is spliced from 3 exons.